This is a messenger RNA of Fundulus heteroclitus (mummichog), 2252 nucleotides long. RefSeq names its product protein kinase C, beta b (gene prkcbb). Gene Ontology annotation, molecular function: diacylglycerol-dependent serine/threonine kinase activity; zinc ion binding; ATP binding. Gene Ontology annotation, biological process: peptidyl-serine phosphorylation; intracellular signal transduction. The record is from RefSeq and is a predicted model, not a curated record. NCBI's taxonomy places the organism in Eukaryota, Metazoa, Chordata, Actinopteri, Cyprinodontiformes, Fundulidae.
GGCUGUCGGAGCUUUAGAAGAAAAGGAGGAAGAGGAGGAAGGGAAGCCAGUGCGGCGACAGCAGCUCACUCCGCUGACGGACCAGACAGCAACACCUCAACACAAAGCAGACACUUCUAACUACUCUAACCAACACCUAAAACUAUUUUCGCUUUGCUUCAAUAGGCGUCCCCCCUAUUUUUUUUUUUCUUUAUUUCCCUCCCCUCCCUCUUCUUUCUUUUCUGCGCACCGACAACUUUCGACGUGCCGAGCGGUUUGAAAUUGAUUUGCACAGCGGCGGAGCUGAGCCCCUGAACCCGGGAGAAUGGCAGACUCGGCGGCCAACAACAGCGACGGGGAGGACGGACCCAAAGAGCCCAUGCGGGGCUUCGCGCGCCAGGGUGCGCUCCGGCAGAAGAACGUGCACGAGGUGAAGGACCACAAAUUCAUCGCGCGCUUCUUCAAGCAGCCCACCUUCUGCAGCCACUGCACCGACUUUAUUUGGGGAUUUGGCAAGCAGGGAUUCCAGUGUCAAGUGUGUUGUUUCGUGGUUCACAAACGCUGCCAUGAGUUUGUCACGUUCUCCUGUCCGGGCGCGGACAAAGGACCUGCCUCAGAUGACCCGAGGGCAAAGCAUAAAUUUAAGAUCCACACCUACUCCAGCCCUACUUUCUGUGACCAUUGUGGCUCCCUACUCUACGGCCUCAUACACCAAGGAAUGAGAUGUGACCACUGUAUGAUGAACAUCCACAAGCGCUGCGUGCCCAAUGUGCCGAACCUGUGUGGGACGGACCACACUGAGAGGAGAGGACGCAUUGAGAUCAGCGCUGAGGUCAAGACUAAUGUUCUCACUGUCACCAUUAAACAGGCCAGGAAUCUGAUUCCUAUGGACCCCAAUGGUCUGUCAGACCCCUACGUGAAGCUGAAGUUGGUGCCAGAUCCACGCAGUGAAAGCAAACAGAAGACCAAGACUAUAAAGUGUUGCCUAAACCCCGUAUGGAAUGAGACCUUCAAAUUCCACCUGAAGGAGUACGACAAGGACCGCCGUCUGUCAGUGGAGGUGUGGGACUGGGAUCUGACCAGCCGCAACGACUUCAUGGGAGCACUGUCCUUCGGCAUCUCAGAGCUCCAGAAACUGGGAGUGGAUGGCUGGUUUAAGCUCCUUUCCCAGGAAGAAGGCGAGUACUUCAAUGUCCCCGUGGCUCCAGAGGGAGAGGAGGGCAACGAGGAGCUCCGGCAGAAAUUCGAGAGGGCUAAAAUUGGAGGAAGCAAGAACUUGGAGGGAAAGUCAGCCAAUUCAGCCUCCAGGUUCGACUCCAAUGGCAACCAAGAUCGCAUAAGGCUGUCCGACUUCAACUUCCUGAUGGUCCUGGGGAAGGGUAGCUUUGGCAAGGUGAUGCUGGCGGAGCGUAAAGGAACAGAGGAGCUGUACGCCAUAAAGAUCCUGAAGAAGGACGUUGUUAUCCAAGACGACGACGUUGAGUGCACCAUGGUGGAGAAGAGGGUGUUAGCUUUGAGCGGAAAGCCUCCGUUCCUAACGCAGCUGCACUCCACCUUCCAGACUAUGGACCGUUUAUAUUUUGUCAUGGAAUACAUAAAUGGCGGAGACCUUAUGUAUCAGAUACAGCAAGUUGGCAAGUUCAAAGAGCCCCACGCUGUGUUCUACGCUGCUGAGAUAGCCAUUGGUUUAUUUUUCCUGCAUCAAAAGGGCAUCAUCUACAGGGAUCUGAAGCUGGAUAACGUAAUGCUGGACUGUGAGGGCCACAUUAAGAUCGCAGACUUUGGUAUGUGUAAAGAAAACAUGCUUGACGGAAUCACCACCAAAACCUUCUGUGGAACACCAGACUACAUCGCUCCUGAGAUUAUUGCCUAUCAACCUUACGGAAAAUCUGUGGACUGGUGGGCCUUCGGAGUAUUGCUUUAUGAAAUGUUGGCUGACAGGUUGCCGCCAUUUGACGGCGAGGAUGAGGACGAGUUGUUUCAGUCCAUAAUGGAGCAUCACGUCUCCUACCCCAAGUCGAUGUCUAAGGAAGCCGUUGCCAUAUGUAAAGGAAGAAACCGACGGGACACCUGCAACUUCGACAAGGAGUUCACCAAGAUGGCCGUGGACCUCACGCCGACGGACAAGCUCGUCAUCAUGAACCUGGACCAGGACGAGUUCCUCGGCUUCUCCUUCACCAACCCUGAAUAUGUGGCUCCUCCCAAUUAAUGCAAUAUAAUGGACCUGAGCAUACAACACAGAGAGGUAGAAAAUAAGGUUCUAGAGUAAAAUU